UCCAGAUAAAUGGAAGGCGUAGUUGAGUUUAGUGGCUCGCUGGAGGAACAGCCAAGUGAUCAGUACACCAGCGAUGAGCAGUAUGCUUUGCAAGUAUUCGAGGAGCAGCUCAAAAAGGCAAAAGAAAGUGAUCGAGAUCGGCAUGUCGAUGAUGCUGCUAAAAUGCAACCGCAGCAAAGUGUUCAACACAUUAAUGAGACUGGACAGGUGUUUACUAAUUUGCUACCACCUCCGGAUGCUGUUCAAUAUGAGUCCCAAUCUCAUGGAAAUGAAAAUGCAUUCCACCAAUCUAUGCCUUCUUGCUUUCAAACUGAGUUUAAUGCAACAGAAGGUUACAUGAAUACCUACAUAAAUACGGAAGUUCAAUUUGCACCCCAAAAUUUUGACUACCCACGAGAGGUGGAACAUGUAGUCAUCGAGGAAUCUGGAUUUGAAUAUUCGAAGCAGGUACUACUUCCAAAUGCGGAAUGUCUGCUACCGAAAAGUGCAAAACGACCAGUCCAUAGUUUGCCGAGUCCUGGAGAAAAAACUGCUGAGAUAUGCUCUGGUGUGAAAAAAUUGCUCAUUAACAGCCCACCAAUAACAACAGGGUCUCGAAAGCGAACUAAAGAUUCGACGACCCCAACGAGUAUUGAAGAUUUGAAGAUUGAAAUUGAUCUGAUAGAGAGCGACCCAAACCAUGACGUCGAGGAACUGAAAAAGAAACGGAACAACUUGGCUUGCCGAGUUCACCGGAUGAAAAAGAAAAAAGUUGAACACAAUCUUGGGGAAGAGAAAAGCACUCUGCAGGAUGAGGUCAACAGCUUGAAAGAAGAGGUCACCAAAUAUCGCCACGAUUUGAAGAAGACUAAUGAUUUCCUGGUUCAACUACAAAAGCACCCAGAAAUGCCCCCCAAGCUGGCGAAGAAGAUAGAGAAGAGAAUUCUGUCGCCGGUGGGUCCUACCCUCUGUAGGCAAGCUCGCAACACGGUGGCGCGACUGCGGCGGUCACUAUUAUUGGCUGAAUUGUCUGCAUACUUUUGGCUGAUUUGUCAGAAUUUCAAAGCGGCUGAAUUGUCUUUGGCCGAAUUGUCUGGACGCGAAAUGAUAUACGUACUGCCUAAUUACACAGAUGAUCACCUUAGUGUGUUAUUAUGGACCUUAUUUUUUUCUAACCUAUCUCGCAAAUAAAAGUGUUCAUUAAAAGUGUUCACUUAUUUGGAAGUUUCACUAGCAUUGUAAGUUGCAUAAUAUCUGUUCUCUGCUUUUCUGGUUGCUAGUGUUUGGGGUAUAUUGAGCGGCCGUGGCUGAGCGUUUAGUGUGUGAGACUCUCAAUCUCUAGGUCGGAGGAUGGAAAUCUCCGAAGUAACCGAAUUUGUGCUAAUUCGAUGUUUAUUUCUUAUUGUUAUUAUUGAACUUCAUAUAGCUGCUUUUCGUCAUUUAUUCGCACGUGUUUGCGAAGCGAAGCUUUGCCUCUGUGCGAAAAGAUAGAAGCAAGUUAGACAAGAGUCUUUCAUAAUUUUGGUGAUUUUGCCAAUGAAAUUGCUUAAUAUGGAAGGUGCAGUUGUAUGCUGUCGGUCAUUUAAGGGUUUUGUUUCUGAUUUGGAAAUUCGAAGAUCUGAAAGCCAGGUGUGAAGAUUUCACCAUUUUACUUUAAAAAGAACUUUUAGGUUGAAUUUUGUUUAUUAUCCAAUUUCGGAAAUCAAAAGCGUGGUUGGAUGCCCCAGUGUAUUGUUACUUUCGUGGUUUUCUUCAUAUAUUUUAUGUAAGCUGUUUUCACGUUUAUUUAUCAGUUUGCAGCACCGGAAGUGCGUUAGACGCUAGUUGAGUUUAAUUCGGAUCCUAUGACUCGCUUGCUCAAACAUAUUUUGCUAAUUUCGCUGGAACUCCAUGCUCGAAAAACGUAUCUUAAUGCAAAUCAAUUCAAGUUUUCAUAUAACAAAGCAAAAUAAUUUGAAUUUCUUUUGCUAUAGUUGUUUGUUCCAAUAACCAAAGUUUUGCGAAUCAAUUUAAGCUGUCAAAUAAUUUCAUAUGUUUCUUCUACUGCUUAAAUUGCUCGCUCGAAAUGUUAUCUUUUAGCGAUUAAUUUCAUGUCUUCAAAAAUAAAUCAAAUGCAGAGUUCUAGUGCAUUUGGCGCCAUUCAUGCAGUUCAUAGGCUGAAAUUUAUUUUGCGCAGCUCUGCUGCCUUGGGAAGCUUGUAGAAUUUUUGUGCUGGUUGUAUUUUAAAUAAUUGUUUCAAACUAAAUUUCCGGGGAAUUUAUAAAGGCUUAACAGCUGAAGUUUGCUGGAUUUUUUUUUACUUUGCCUCAGUGGCUCGUUAUUAUGAGGAGUCUGUACUGCCAUUGUGCUCUGUAAAUAAAUCAGAGGUCUUUCAAUCCUUGUGAUCGAGACAUUCUGUGAUAAUUGUUCAUUAACCGGCUGUCCUUUUUGUUUUUCGUUUUCAUUUAUCUAGUUGUUUGCAAGUAAAGUUGUAUCACCUCAAUUGCUCUUACAUGAUUAGCUUUGAAGC
Molecule: messenger RNA, 2488 nt
Organism: Symsagittifera roscoffensis
Lineage: Eukaryota; Metazoa; Xenacoelomorpha; Acoela; Convolutidae
Exons: 2
Coding region: 10-1170 (386 amino acids)
Biological process (GO): regulation of DNA-templated transcription
Molecular function (GO): DNA-binding transcription factor activity
Source: RefSeq, a predicted model, not a curated record